Messenger RNA from Epinephelus moara (kelp grouper), 1495 nucleotides. It is a transcript of the gene tcea2, whose product is annotated as transcription elongation factor A (SII), 2. Gene Ontology annotation, molecular function: zinc ion binding; nucleic acid binding. NCBI's taxonomy places the organism in Eukaryota, Metazoa, Chordata, Actinopteri, Perciformes, Serranidae. The record is from RefSeq and is a predicted model, not a curated record. Gene Ontology annotation, cellular component: nucleus. The coding region runs from base 161 to 1114 and encodes 317 amino acids. Gene Ontology annotation, biological process: DNA-templated transcription; transcription elongation by RNA polymerase II. The transcript has 10 exons.
CACAACAACAGGCGAGAGGGAGGCAGCAGCUGGGAGAGAAGGAGACAGACACACUGCGGAAAGACAAGGACACAGAGACACGGGGAGAGUUUGUCCUCCAUCCAUGGAGGUUUUCACCGCGGGACAGGAGGACAAGUGACGGAGACAAGUCGCUCUCAUCAUGGCUAAAAACCAGGAAGUGGAGCGCAUCGCCAAAAAGCUGGAUAAAAUGGUGCACAAGAAGAACACGGACGGAGCUCUGGACCUGCUGAGGGAACUGAAGAACAUCAAGAUGUCUCUGGAAACCCUGCAGUCGACCAGAGUCGGGAUGUCGGUGAACGCGGUGAGGAAACACAGUUCAGAGGAAGAAGUUCAGACUUUGGCAAAAGCUCUCAUCAAGUCCUGGAAGAAACUGCUGGAUGGUUCAGAGGGGAAGUCUGAGGAGAAGAAGAAGGAAGGCUCUCCUGUGAGGUCAUCGUCCACCUCCAAGGACUCCGGCAGCAGCGAGAAAAGCAGUAAGAAGUCUGGGGAGCCUCCCACCACCCCCACCACCCCUACCACCCCAACCACACCCACCUCCCCCACUACUACAACCCUUCCUCCUCGGAUCACCUCUUUCCCCCCCGCCCCCGUCACCACCGACAGUGUGCGGAACAAGUGUCGAGAGCUGCUGGUGGCGGCGCUGCAGACUGAUGACGACCACAAGACGAUGGCAGUGGACUGCGAGCACCUUGCAGCACAAAUUGAAGAGGAGAUCUUCCAGGAGUUUAAGUCGACGGAUAUAAAAUAUAAAUCUCGUCUACGAAGCCGAAUCUCCAACCUCAAGGACCAGAAGAAUCCUGACCUGCGGCGCAACGUCCUCUGUGGAAACAUCUCGGCUCAGCGCAUCGCUUCCAUGACCUCUGAGGAGAUGGCGAGUGCAGAGCUGAAGCAGAUGAGAGAGGCUCUGACUAAAGAGUCCAUCAGAGAACAUCAGCUGUCGAAGGUCGGGGGAACUGAGACGGACAUGUUCAUCUGCAACAAGUGUCACGGAAAGAGCUGCUCGUACACACAGGUGCAGAUCCGCAGUGCUGAUGAGCCCAUGACGACCUUUGUGGUGUGUAACAGCUGCGGCCACCGAUGGAAGUUCUGUUGAAGAGGACGUGUGUGUGCGUGUGUGUGUGUGCGCGUGUGUGUGUGUGUGUGUUAUCAUGAGGCAAACUGACUAAACCAAAUUAAUUUUGGAUUUAAAAAAUACAUUUAGUGUUUUUGUUUUGUAUAAUUUCUUUUUAUACAUAUAUAUAUAUAAAAGUAAAAGCUGUAAUAUAUUUAGAGAAGAAUCUGCCAGUUUCAUGUUGUCUAUUGGUUCAUUUGUUUUGUACGGAGCACUUAGAGUUUAUUUCUCACAUUAGAUGAAGCUUGGAGCCAGAUUGAAAUCACAUGUAGGCCUUGUGGAAACAGCAGAUGUGCCUUUCUUUGCCAUGUUGUGCUGCCACAAUAUUUUGCCUUUAACAUUUCUAUUAAAGUUGCUCUUGGA